Messenger RNA from Phyllotreta striolata, 1939 nucleotides. The record is from the annotation of a GenBank genome assembly. NCBI's taxonomy places the organism in Eukaryota, Metazoa, Arthropoda, Insecta, Coleoptera, Chrysomelidae.
AUUCGAAGCGACGACAAAAAACAUCGAAAGAUCGCCCCUACGCGAUCGGCGUAGUGACGGCGACGGGCGUCGCGGCGCUGCCGUCGACGUCAUGUCCUCCGCUGUUCGAUACUCGUCGGUGUGCUGUGUACAUCCAGCGGCAUCGAAAGCCCUUCGAAUGAAAUGAAAUCGGCCGGCGAUUAGGCGGAAACGAUGGUCGGCAUGGCGAACAUGGACGAGCAAGAGAGGAAAAUCGUCGUGGAGUUCGUGCAUUUGUUGGAGAAGUCCAAGCAACUGUUCAACGGCCUGAGGGAUUUGCCGCAGUACGGGCACAAACAGUGGCAGGCGUACUUCGGCAGGACGUUCGACAUUUACACGAAAUUGUGGAAGUUCCAGCAGCAGCACAGGCAAAUUUUGGACGCCAAAUACGGAUUGAAACGAUGGCAAAUCGGCGAAAUCGCAUCGAAAAUCGGACAGCUCUAUUAUCACUAUUAUUUGAGAACCAGCGAAACGAAUUAUUUAAACGAAGCGUACUCUUUCUACGCUGCCAUCAGAGGCAGAGCUUACUACUCCAGAGCGGCGAAAGAAGACAGAUCGGAGUUGAUGGUGAAGAAGCUGCGCUACUACGCGCGCUUCAUCGUCGUCUGUCUCCUGCUCAGGCGCAUGAAACUGGUGAGAGAACUGAUAGCGGAACUCGACAGACAUAUCUCGGAUUACACCAGCACCUACGAGCCCGACGAUCAGAUCGAAUGGAGCCUGGUCCUCGACGAAAUCAAGAACUUCAUACAAUCGGACUCGCUGGUGCAGGUCCUCCACGCCGACACCAAUCCCAUCGUGCUCUCCCACAGAUUGAGCCCGCUGACGACGCCGCCCGUCGAGAAGACGCAGUACAUGAACCUGACGCUGCAGGAGAUCCUGAUCGUCGGCAGCGCCUCCGAGCAGGUGAAGUUCUCCGAACUCACCAUGGACAUGUUCAGGAUGAUCCAGACGCUCGAAAGGGAACCGCAGGAGGACUUCAAUCACAUCUACGACGCCUCGCCGGCGCCCGGCCGGGUUCCCUACGGGAUAAAUCCGUCCAAAGGGUAUAUGGAGAACGGCGACAGGCCGAGCCGAAGGGAGAAUCCACACAAAUAUUUGCUGUACAAACCAUCGUUGAGUCACGUUUUAGUGUUUUUAGCUAGCGGUUUUAAAGAAUUACCGGCCAACGGGGCGCUGUUGUUGUAUCUAUCGGCCGACGGUUGUUUUUCGACUACGAAACACCCCGAAGACAUGGGUUACGAUUUGGGCGGCGUCCUGACCAGCAGCCGUCGCGACGCCGAUCACAAGAAACAGAAGGAAGCCCACUGCCUUUAUCCCGGCGAUUUGUACCCGUUCACCAGGAGGCCGUUGUUCGUCAUCGUGGAUUCGGACAACAGCUUCGUGUUCCAGCACAUACCCAGGUACUUCGGGCAGCCGCUGGUCACGUUGAUGUCGCCCCAGGACACGCCGCCCGCUUUCCAAGAUCAACAACACAACGGUUCUCUGUUCACUUUGUUCCUGCAUUCACCGCUGACUGCUUUCUGUUAUUGUUGCAAUUUGACCACGAUUCCCAUCCACCAUUGGGAGAGAUGUCAAAGCUUCGUCGAUCGAUUCGUAACGGAAGCGUCUCGCCUUUUCACCAGAUCUCGAGUCGAAUCAUCAUAUCUGCAAUUCUUCGGCGACGAUUUCCUGCGAUUGCUGUUGCUGCGGUACGUGUUCUGCGACGUGGUGUUGCACCUGCACAGGGCGUUCAAGGGCCGCCAGUACCGGCCGCGGUGCCAGCCUUCGUUGCCGGAGGCCGAGCUGCUGGAGCACCCGUCCCUGCACCACCUGGUGCUCGAUCUGGCGGCGCACCUGGAGGUGCGCACGCACUUCAUGGACGCGCACGAGCCCGAAUGAUCCAGGCCGUCGUCCUCAUGGCCGUGCGUGGGGUUUAGUGAAG